AUGACUGUCCUUCGAUCAAGAGAGUUCUUGUCCCCAGCUGAUGGCCAGCUUGGUCAAGCUGUCGGAUACUUCAUAUUAUUUGACAGUCUCGAUCUUGCUCUCGAGAGCAUGCUCUAUGCUCUAUGGUUCAGGGUCUUAAAGCUGCGAACUGCAUUGUGGGCUCUCGACCUAGCGGUCCUAAACAUCAGCAUAAGAAGCUAUUUCAUAGACGACAUCGAACUACCAUUCUCAGAAAGAGUGUCAAGAGGGCGCCGCAUAAUCGCACUGUUCAGUCGAGUUCAGGACGUCAUAUACUCUUUUGAGGUACGCACGCUCUCUCUCUUCAAAAUAGGCUAUUCGCGAGGCCUUACCUCGUAUUCGUUUCCGCUUAAGUUCGGGCUUGGUGACUGCAUCGUAGUGUGGAGAGCGUGUGUCCUGACACGCGAUUUGCCCAAGCUCUGGGCGGUACUAAUCGCUCUGCUCAUCGGUUCCUUCGCUUCGAGCCUGGGUUUCGUUGGUUGCAUCAUUCAUGAAGGAUUCCCUGCCGAAUUGGCCACAAUUUGUACUGAUAUAGAGAUUGCUGCUAUCUCUUUUUCUAUCCUCACAAACAUCGCUGCAACAGGCUCGAUUGGCUACAUCGCAUGGAACAGAAUAGAAAAGAUCUUGUGGUCUAUCGUUGAAUCUGGUGUAAUCUAUGUCUUCGUAUGGACCACACAAUUAUCAUAUUUUGUUCCCGUCACAUUCCCCGUCGGGAGCGCAGGAAAUUUCCUCCCCGUUUUAUUGACUACCUUGGGCCAACAAGUCGUCGGAAUAUACCCAACUAUCGUGAUCAUCAUCGUAGACAACGGCGUCUCAGCUCUCGAUUCUGUCGCCAUCUCCCGGAACGCACCCGUUUCUUCCCUUCAAUUUGCGAGCAACUCUUGGACCGGCCAAGGACCUAUGACGAUAAACCAAGACAGCGACGACUUAGAGGAUGGAGGCGAUGGCCGACACCGCAUACAUGAGAACGAAGAGGAGGCGAUUGAGGGGAAGGACUUAUCCCACGAGGGCGAGAUUGGUGCAAAGACGAGACGCUGCGAGACGUCCUGGAAGCUCGAGGUGGCGCGCCACACAUCGCUAUGCCUUGCUUCGUUACAGAAUACCUUCAUCAUCCUGCGGAGACUCCUCGCUGCUCUGAAUACUUACUGCGUACCCCUGCUCAAAUGCUGGGGUGGUCAUGAACGACUUGGAUUGCGGCAAACUUGGAACCUUGAACCCUUGCCAGCGCCAUUUGAAGCGGAGUCAGAAUUGUCCGAACUUCUCCGAAGCCUUGGCCACUCGUUGUGGCCCAUCUACUCCGAGGUUCUCCAAAAAAAGAAUACACCCGAGGACACCUCCAACAAGCCCGGAAUGACGCUCCUCGGCACGGAAGACUCGGACAGUAUCAGGGCUUCACCAUCCAAUCCUCGGUACACAGCAACGAACGAAAGCUCUCACCGUGACCUUCACCGACUUCUGAUAGCGGCCAGCGAUUCAGAUGAAGAACACCUGGUCGGUCGAGCUCCAAACUUGUCCCGCAGCGAGUACCGCUUCGUCUUCAAAUCGAGCAAGAAAAGAACAGAGUCACAUAUAGUGAUUGUAGCGAAGACCAGGCGUCUAUAA
This is a messenger RNA of Stereum hirsutum FP-91666 SS1, 1620 nucleotides long. RefSeq lists its product as uncharacterized. The coding region runs from base 1 to 1620 and encodes 539 amino acids. The transcript has 11 exons. NCBI's taxonomy places the organism in Eukaryota, Fungi, Basidiomycota, Agaricomycetes, Russulales, Stereaceae. The record is from RefSeq and is a predicted model, not a curated record.